Molecule: messenger RNA, 1807 nt
Organism: Apus apus (common swift)
Lineage: Eukaryota; Metazoa; Chordata; Aves; Apodiformes; Apodidae
Gene: AMACR
Product: alpha-methylacyl-CoA racemase
Exons: 5
Coding region: 93-1244 (383 amino acids)
Biological process (GO): bile acid metabolic process
Cellular component (GO): mitochondrion
Molecular function (GO): alpha-methylacyl-CoA racemase activity
Source: RefSeq, a predicted model, not a curated record
GGGAGCCCGGCAGGCUCGGGCCGCCCCGCUGCGGGGCCCGUCCCCGGGCGGCGGGGAUCGAUGUCUCGGCGCUCUCCAGGCGCCGGCCCGAGAUGGCGCUGAGCGGCGUGCGGGUGCUGGAGCUGGCCGGGCUGGCGCCCGCGCCCUUCUGCGGCAUGGUGCUGGCCGACUGCGGGGCGCGGGUGGUGCGGGUGGACCGGACGCCCCGCGCCGGGGUUGCCGUCGACGUGCAAGGCCGCGGCAAGCGCUCCUUGGCCCUCGACAUUAAGCGGCCGCAGGGCGCGGCGGCGCUGAGGCGGCUGUGCUGCCAGGCCGACGUGCUGAUCGAGCCCUUCCGCCACGGUGUCAUGGAAAAACUUGGGCUUGGUCCAGAGGUCCUUCUCCAGGAUAAUCCCAGACUCAUCUAUGCUAGACUUACUGGAUUUGGCCAGACAGGAAAAUACGCCACGUCUGCAGGUCACGACAUCAAUUUUUUGGCUUUAUCAGGUGUGUUGUCAAAGCUGGGCAGAAAACAUGAAAAUCCCUAUGCACCUGUAAAUCUUCUGGCUGAUUUUGCUGGUGGAGGCAUCAUGUGCACAGUGGGCAUUGUUACAGCCCUUUAUGAACGCACCAGGUCUGGGAAAGGGCAGGUCAUUGAUGCAAGUAUGGUAGAAGGAGUAGCAUACUUAAGUUCCUUCCUGUGGAAAUCACAAAAUUUGGGACUUUGGAACAGACCUCGAGGGGAGAACCUGCUAGACAGCGGUGCCCCUUUCUAUGAGACCUACAAGACCUCUGAUGGAAAAUUCAUGGCUGUUGGUGCCAUUGAGGCUCAAUUCUAUAAGCAGUUAAUAACAGGUCUUGGUCUAGAUUCAGAGAAACUCCCCAGUCAGAUGAGUUUCUCUGACUGGCCUGAAAUGAAGAAAAAAUUUGCAUCUGUAUUUGCACAGAAGACACAAGCUGAGUGGUGCAGCAUAUUUGAUGGUACUGAUGCCUGUGUGACCCCUGUUUUAUCCUUUGAUGAUGUUGCCUCACAUCAGCAUAACAAACAAAGAAGUUCUUUUUUUAAAAACGAUCAGGAAGAGAUAAGUCCUAGACCUGCUCCUCGUCUAUCAAGGACUCCUGCUGUUCCAUCAUUAAAAAGAGAUCCUUUUAUAGGAGAACACACAGAAGAGAUACUGCUAGAAUACGGGUUUACUAAGGAAGAGAUUACUAAACUGCAUUCUGAUAAAGUAAUAGAAUUCAGUAAACCAAAAGCUAGUUUAUAAUCUAUAACUAUGCAGAUCAGACAAAUUUCAGGCUGAUACAGUAGAUUUUUAUGCAUUAAAAUGGAAUUCUGUGACAAAUAUUUGCAUGACAUAGCUUUUAUUAUUUUUUUUAAUUAAUGAAAUCUUAAAUUUCAUUGAAAAAAAUGGGGAUGUGUACAUAUGUAGCUGGAUGGUCUCCAGUCUAGAAUGAUACCAAAAUUGUAUUCUGAAGUUCUACACGUUUGGCUUAGUAAGCAGCUGUAAAUCCUCAGAAUGUUUCUUUAAUAUUCUAUGAAAUACCGCUUUAAUAUUCUAUGAAAUGUUUUUUCUUUUGAUUCUUAUUUACACCAGUGCUUUAUAAUACAUGUUGUCAUUACAUGAGGACAAUACUUUUCAUUAAAUAUAGCUAUAUUCUUCCUAAAUAAGUGAUUGUUUUGUUUACUUAUAGAUUAGAAGGACGUUUUUUCCUCCAUUUUAUCACGUUAAUUCAUUUGCCUUACCAAGCCAAUUUAGUGAUCAAAAUAAUGCUGCUUUCUUAUGUGCUGCUGUAGAGUUAUUAUAAUAAAUUCUAUUUAAUAGCCUUA